This is a messenger RNA of Prorocentrum cordatum, 1468 nucleotides long. The record is from the annotation of a GenBank genome assembly. Lineage: Eukaryota; Dinophyceae; Prorocentrales; Prorocentraceae.
GUCUGAUUUAUCACGUGCUUGCAUGUCAGCAGCGUCUCCGGCCCACAGCGUGGUUUCGGUUGUUCACAGUGCCCGUGCUGACUCUGCUUGCCAGCGCGCGCGCGUCGCGUGUUGCUGCUCGCUCCAUGCCGCCUGCCGCCAGGGGCACCGCCUCCAGCGCGCUGCUCGCGGCUGUGGCCUGCGGCGGCUCGGUGCCCAUUGCCACCUUCGACGGCGCCGCCGCCACGACGCGGAGGUGGGAGGUCGUCAACGACCCCGUCAUGGGCGGGCAGAGCUUCUCCAGCUUCCACGUGAACGACACGCAGGGCCUUGGCGUCUGGUCGGGGCAGGUGCGGGUCGUGCCGUUCCUGGGCGCGCCCGGCUUCUGCAACCUGCAGUCGCCAGGGCUGGGCAGGACCGCGGACUUCCCGGACCUCUCGCCCGCGAGCGGCAUCGGGGUUCGAGCGAGGGAGGCGAACAGUUCUGGGCUCCUGCACUUCAGCGUGAUGAUCAUGUCGAAGGGUGCGCGCCGCCUCAUGCAGAGGGGCGUCUACACAGCCAACGUGACCUUCUCUUCGGAGACCCAGGAGGCCUUCGCUCCCUGGUCGGCCUUCGUCUGCACGUGGCGGGGCCAGAUGGUCCCCUGGUGCCCGCCCCUGCUCACCCAGCUUGACAAGGUCGACAGUGUCGGGCUGGGGACGGCCUUCCCGGGCACAGCGGGGGACUUCCAGCUGGUGUUGGAGUCCAUCUACGGUGCUCGGACAAGCACCAGUUUCGUCGACUCCUCCACUGAUCGGGCAAUUGCCGACUUCGUCGACCUCGCCACGUUCGAUGGCAAGGCGCCACGCAAGUGGCACUCCGAGAACGAUCCAGUGAUGGGCGGUCAAAGUGACAGCACGGUCCAGGUGGCGAAGUCGUUCGCGGAUUUCAAGGGCUCCACGCGGAUAGUGCCAUCACUUCAGGCUCCAGGCUUCACCAUCGCCUUGACCGAGGGUCCGCUCCUCUCUCGUUUCCCGGACGUCUCCGCCAUGGACGGCCUGGCGGUAUCAGUCAGCAACAUGGGAGCACCGUACUCCGGCUUCAAGAUCGCCUUCUGCGACAGCCACCUUUUCUUCCGGUGCCAGUUCCAGAGCUUCAAGGCCGCGCUGCCAGUCCCGGCGGCCGCCAGCCGCGGCUUCCAGGAGGUCUUUGUCCCGUGGAAGGAGUUCUCGAACAGGUGGAACGCCUCCACGGGCGAGCACACGGCCGAGAGCCCGCCCGGACCGAGCAGCCUGCGCUCGAUCACGCAGCUGCAGCUCUGGGCCGAGGGCGUGGAGGGGGACUUCGACCUCCGCUUCUCGUACGUCCGGGCGGUGCGGGCCCCCGUGCGGCCGGCCGCGGCGGCGCUGCUGGUCUGAAGCCGACAGCCGACCUCGAGCCCGUCGGCGCUGUCUUCAUGAGGAGAAAAAACACAGACACAAUUAAUCGUCGACUCCCCAGAAAAUAUGGG